Molecule: messenger RNA, 1521 nt
Organism: Scheffersomyces amazonensis
Lineage: Eukaryota; Fungi; Ascomycota; Pichiomycetes; Serinales; Debaryomycetaceae
Exons: 1
Coding region: 151-1455 (434 amino acids)
Biological process (GO): chromatin remodeling; regulation of transcription by RNA polymerase II
Cellular component (GO): SWI/SNF complex; NuA4 histone acetyltransferase complex
Molecular function (GO): chromatin binding
Source: RefSeq, a predicted model, not a curated record
CAGUGCGCACUGCCACGACAUUUUUCUACCGUUACCAUUUUUUUUCACCAACUCGGUCAAAUAUCAACACAGAUAAUAACCAGCCUUAUAUACUACAGAAACCCACCAAAACCCACCAAAACCCAGUUCAAUUCUUAUAUAGAUCACAAUAUGGCAUAUACAGCACCAGCCGUAGUGAUAGACAAUGGCUCCUACAGCACCAAGGCGGGGUUUGCUCUGGAAGAUUUGCCCUCAUUAGUGUUCAAUAGUAAUUAUUCUAUAGAUUCUAAUGGAACAAUUAUAGUAGGAGAUGAAGAAAUUAAUAAAUAUCCUAAUAAUGAAGUAAUGACAUUAUUAGAUAAUGGAUUAAUUUAUGAUUUUGAUAAUAUAGUUAAAAAUUGGCAAUAUGUUUAUAAUAAUAUUGAUAAUUAUUCACCAGUUGAUUCAAAAGAAUAUCCUUUAGUUAUGACUGAACAAAGUUGGAAUACUUCAAAGAAUAAAUUAACUACCACUCAAAUUGCAUUUGAACAAUUUGAAGUACCUAUAUUUUCAUUAGUUAAAUCACCUUUAUCACAAUUAUAUAGAGCCGGUAGAUCUACAGGAAUAGUAAUUGAUAUUGGAUCUUCAACAACUAGUGUUACCCCAAUUUUAGAUGGAAUUAUUCAAAAUAAAGCAUCAUUUCAUUCAAAAUAUGCUGGAGAUUUUGUAAAUUUACAUGUAUUAAAUUAUUUACAAACAAAGACAUCUAUUGAAAAUUUAAUUCCAAAUAAAUAUAAUUCAGCAACUGAUUCAUUUAAAAAUUAUUAUAUUAGUCAUAAUAUUUUACAAGAAUAUAAAAAUUUAUCAAGUAAUUAUGAUUUAAAAUUUUAUCAAUUAGAGAAUAGAGGUCAUAUUAAUGUUGAAGAUACUCCUAAAUUUUUAAAUAAUUUACUUAAUCCAAUUGCUAAUCCUUUACCAAAUAUAACUUUACCAAUUCCAACACCUGAUAAACCUCAUACUCAUGGAGUUGUUGAUCUCAUAUUUUUUGCUUUAAAAAGUUUAGAACAAACAUUAUUACCAAGUUCAAGUGAUUCAAAUCCAUCACAUAAUAAAUUUGCAAAAUUUACAGAAAUAUUUAAAGAUUUAUUAUCAAAUAUUUUAAUUACUGGAGGUUCAUCAAAUCUUAGUGAUUUACCUGAACAAAUUAUUACUGAUCUUAGAAAUUUAGUAUCACAAGUUUAUCCAGGUUAUGCAUUUGUUUAUAGUGUUAAUACUGUAAGACAUAGUUCAAGUACUGAUACUUCAAGUGAAAUUUGGGAUAGACUGUUUGGAAGUUGGUUAGGAGCUUGUAAUUUAGCUAAUAUGUUAAAUGAUACUGGUAAUAUUGAAGAAGGUAUUGAAUCUAAUAGUGUAAAGAUUGCCUUAGAUAACUGGUUUGUUACUAAAGCUGAUUAUGAAGAAUUGGGUGAAGAUUUAAUUGUAGAAAAGUUCAAAUAGUGUAUUAUAAUAUUAAUUAUUCUUAGUUAUAUAAAUCAAAUAAAAAUAUGUAUUUUUUAAAAUCAG